AAAAAGCUUGAAAAGCGUAAAAAAGCAGCCUGGAAAGACUGGGUUGAUCAGGGCAAGCCUAGGUCACUUGGCAAUAUAUAUUGGGAUAAAUACAAAGGGGAAAAAAAGUCUUUUAGGCGUGAAUUCAGGAAGGCGCAACAGGAAUUUGAAAAUAAAUGCCAACUUGAAAUUGAUAAAAUGGAAGAGAUAUCUCUUGAUCAGUUCUGGUGCUUUGUUAAGAAUAAAAAAACUAGAACAAGCAACCCCCCUGUUAUAAAAUCAGAUGAUGGGAAUGUACUAAUGGAUGAGCUUGAAGUCACAAAUGAAUGGAGGUCCUAUUUUGAAUGCCUUAUGUCAGAUCAUGGAACCGACAGUGAUAUGUAUGAUAAAACAUUUUUUGAAUAUGUUAAUGUAUCCAUUAAACGUAUGGAAAUUGAAAGCUACAAACGAAAUGAUUUAUCUUUUGAUGAACCAAUUGAAUUUAGUGAAAUGCAUAACAUGUGUAAAAAAUUAUCAAAAGGUAAAGCCCCUGGAUGGGAUUCAAUAAACUCUGAACAUUUAAACAUGGGUGGUCCCUCAGUGAUCCAAGUUUUAACGAAAUUAUACAAUCAUAUUGUUUACAGCGAAC
This is a messenger RNA of Owenia fusiformis, 607 nucleotides long. The record is from the annotation of a GenBank genome assembly. NCBI's taxonomy places the organism in Eukaryota, Metazoa, Annelida, Polychaeta, Sabellida, Oweniidae.